AAAACUUGAGUUUCUAUUGGACACAUUCAGGUAGUUUCCGUCCCGUUUGAGAAACGUUUUCCAACAGAAUUCACGGAAUGAAUACACCCCAAUUGACAUUCCUGGGGAGAAAAAACAUGUCUGCCCCCGUUAAAGCAAUGCUGCCAUAAUCCAAUUUGGUAGGGAUUAGUGUAAAAACAGUUUUAUUCUGGAAUACAAUAUAUUAUAUUGAAUCAAGACCGCGGCAUCGGAAUCGAUAUAUAGCUACCGUAAUGAAGACUUUCUGCGGACGUGCCAACCCGGCCACAGGCGCGUUGGAUUGGGUCGAGGAGAGUGAGGAGUAUGACUACCAUCAAGAGAUUGCCAGGUCCUGCUAUGCUGAUAUGCUGCACGAUCACGAUAGGAAUGAGAAAUACUACCAGGGCAUCAGGGCUGCUGUGAGCAGAGUGAAGGCACGGGGUGAGAAAGUCAUUGUUCUGGACAUUGGCACUGGAACAGGACUGCUGUCCAUGAUGGCUGUCACAGCUGGGGCUGACUACUGCUACGCUGUAGAGGUUUUCAAGCCCAUGGCAGACGCUGCUUUCCGAAUAGUGAAGAAAAAUGGCUUCUCAGACAAGAUCAAGAUCAUCAAUAAACACUCUACAGAAGUGACAGUUGGCAUAGAUGGAGACAUGGAGACUCGAGCCAAUGUCCUCGUCACAGAGCUGUUUGACACUGAACUAAUUGGAGAGGGAGCCUUACCCAGCUAUGAACACGCUCAUCUCAACUUGGUCCAGGCGGGCUGUGAGGCUGUGCCCCACCGUGCCACAGUGUAUGCCCAGCUAGUGGAGUCAGAGCAGUUGUGGAGUUGGGCACAGUUACAACCCAUGGAGGUGGAUGGCCGCAAACUGCUGCCUCCUCCCGCUGUAAGCCACUGUGCUGGAGCCCACUCGGUCUGUGACAUCCAGCUCAGCCAGGUGCCCCCUCACCGCUUCACACCACUAGGGCCUCUCUGCACCAUGUUCAGUGUGGACUUCAGUAAGCCAGUGAGCAGUGCCCCUCAGUCCCACUCCUCCAGCUUCCCAGCUCAGUCCAGUGGCCGGGCUCAAGUGGUCCUCUCCUGGUGGGACAUAGACAUGGACCCCAGCGGCUCCAUCGUGUGUUCCAUGGCUCCCAGCUGGACCUACCCAGACCCUCAGUCCGCUCCUUGGCGGGAUCACUGGAUGCAGAGUGUCUACUUCCUUCCUGUGGAGAGGAGGGUGGCAGAGGGAGAGGAACUUAGCCUUACUGUUUCCCAUGACGACUACAGCCUGUGGUACAGCCUACAGCCAGACAGUCAACAGGGCAUGCUGAGUGAGGCACCACCUUGCCGGCCAUGUUGCGUCUGUCAGGCUCACCUGGUGUGGACACGCACACGCUUCGGGGAGCUCAACGACCGCCAGCGCACACAGAGCUACGUCAGAGCUCUACGCAGUGUUAUAAAACCAGACAGCGUGUGCCUAGGGGUCAGUGAUGGGAGUCUGUUACCCAUCUUCGCUCACAUGCUUGGAGCUAAGAAGGUGUUCAGUUUGGAAAACUCUGGAAUGUUGAAGCAGGUCAUUGAACAAGUGCUGAAUGCCAACUCCAUGAGAGGAGUUCAGAUUCUGGGGAUUCGUCCUGACCAGCUGUCCAGUACUGACCUGGCGGGGGAACAGAUAUCAGUGUUGAUAGGUGAGCCCUACUUCAGCACCAGUCUUCUGCCCUGGCACUCCCUGUACUUCUGGUACUGUCGUACUGCCCUGGUCCGUCUGCUGGCACCCAAUGCCACCAUCUUGCCUUGCUCUGCCACUCUGUGCAUGGUCGCUGUGGAGUUUCAGGAUCUGUGGAGGAUAAGAGCUCCUUGUGGUACAUGUGAAGGCUUUGAUGUUGGACCUAUGGAUGAGAUGGUUCAGUCUCUGGAUUUCCGUGAGUCCCAUGAGGCCGAGCCACAGCCCCUAUGGGAGUACCCGUGUCGGGCCCUGACCCAGCCCAGAGCUGUCAUGACCUUUGACUUCCUACAGUGUGUUCCUGAACAGCCAAUCAGAUGUCAGGGAUCACUACCAUUUACGAGGAGGGGACGCUGCCAUGGUGUGGCCUUGUGGAUGGAGUACCAACUGAAUGAUGACAUCAAAGUUAGCAUGGGCCUGACGAGACCAGUCAGUGAAGAGGGUGCCUGUGAAUGGAGUCUCCAUCGGAAACAAGGCGUGUACUUCUUCAGGUCCCCAUGGGAGAGCUCAGGGGAUGGAAGGGCCUCAGUGUCUUAUAGUUUCACCUUUGAACCCAGCAUCGGGGAUAUCAAAAUGGACUUCACAGUUGCCUCACAGUGAUCUGUAGUGGUACACAUGAAAUUUGGACAUCUCUGGGUUGGCUUCUAUAAAGAGGACAGACAUUGCAAAUACAGCCCCAAAUUACUCUAGUAAAACCAAAUACUGAUGGAUGGUGUUUGUUUUAUACUGUAUUCGUGUGCUUUUAAGUGUGAAAGUGAAUAUAUAAACAGGCCAUGAUUGAAAAAUA
Molecule: messenger RNA, 2490 nt
Organism: Oncorhynchus mykiss (rainbow trout)
Lineage: Eukaryota; Metazoa; Chordata; Actinopteri; Salmoniformes; Salmonidae
Gene: prmt7
Product: protein arginine methyltransferase 7
Biological process (GO): chromatin remodeling; peptidyl-arginine methylation, to asymmetrical-dimethyl arginine
Molecular function (GO): histone methyltransferase activity; protein-arginine N-methyltransferase activity
Source: RefSeq, a predicted model, not a curated record